UGAACGCUGACGUCACCAUUAAUUUUCUGCGUUGUGGCAAUGAUGCAUUGAUGGGUCGUAUGGCUGAUAAAACUCCUUGAAAUAAUCGCGUUAUACGGCCGGACAGUGGAUACUCCGUGUCUGAACACGAGUUCAGUUUAUUCUCUGUGGUGUGGAAAAGUCCGUUACUCUUUACAUAACAACUCGACCCUUACAAACUGUGACAAAUGUCCCUUGAAAGUGUGUUUGCGAACCCCCCGCCCAAGGUCGGGGGAAAAUCAGACAAAGGAGGCGAAAACGAAAGCCGCGAGGAAGGAGAGUUAUUGGAGGAUGGAGAGAUUGAUGAUGAUGAUGAUGAGGAUAAUGAUAUUCCCAGCCCUGCAGCAGCACAGUUCGUUACCCAAACUUGGAAAGGUCAUGCAGAUGAGCAACCAGAAACAGCACAUUCCAAUGUCGCUUCUGGGUCAUGCACACUUGUCAGUGAUGGCGCUCAUCGACUGGAGGGCGGACAUGAUGAGGAGAAAAAGGGGAGGAAAAGAGAUUCGCGCAAACGAAGAAAAGCACGUUUGCAAGAGAGAAAGAAGACAGUACGUGAGUCAACGAUAAAGACACGGCAGGAAGAUGGAGACUGGCAGAUUGCAGACCAGCUAUCACGAGGCGACCCGGUAUCUGAGUUGGAGGAGAGGCUGGCAGAUCAUGACCCUUACGCAGAUGCUGAAGAAGCUGAAGAGGGAGAACUCAAGGAAAAGAAAAAGAAGAAAAAGAAGAAACGGCGGCUGGGAGUGGCAAACACCACCAGUACAGACCCCCACCCUUCGCAGCAGAUGCCCCACCUAGGAUACUUGGACCACGAACAUGGAAGUGACAAAGAUUCUUUUCUCAGGGAGGCAUCCCCCAGGGAUUGGCCCCCUCCUCCACCAGGUGCAGUUCAAAGGAAGGAGUCUGACCACUAUGUGAGCUCAGGGCAAGAAGACGAGGAGGCCGAGAAGCCAGGCAGGAGGUCAACAAAGCGCCGUCACCGCCGGUCGGCCUCAUAUGAGAGCCCUUAUGAUGACAGGAGUCCAUUUAGUGGUGGCAGUGAAGACUAUGAUGAUGGCUUUUACAAUCGGCCACCAGCUAGCAAGAGACGACAGAAUCGUUUACAAGAGCAACGAAUGCGACCUCACCAGCCAGCGGCACCUGCUGGUAACAACAGCGCAGAGGAGGAUGAAGGAGAAGUCGAUGACUAUACGUACAUGCUCAAACGUGAGAUGACUACCCAUGCAAGUAUUUCCAUGCUGGUGUUCCUUGUUACCAAGGAGAGAAGUGCAAAUUUUCACAUAGUCUUUUAACCAGUGAGACAAGGCCUGUCUUGGAAAAGAUCCUGAUGAAGGAACAGGAGAGGAAAGAUCAAAAGAGACGCGAACACUCAAAUGAAGAAGACAGUCCUGAAAUCAAACAGUCACCUGUAAAACGCAGCCUACUUGGGAUGCCUCCCAUCACUGUCAUCCAGGAAAUGCAAACCCUCAAGGAAAAGGAGAAGACAUUGCCGCGGCUCUUAGACCUAGAGUUGCAUCCCGUACCAAUCAAGGAACCACCGAGUUUCUACAAAGAAGUGGAAGAGAGGUCGCCAGAACAUGAGAGACACAGCAGGCCGCCGAUGGCACUGAGAGGGUCGGGCCGACCUCGCUAUCGUGACCCUGUUCACGACUUCAUGGACAGGGGGCGCAGUCACGGGCGUGGCAGAGGGCGUGGCCGGGGUCGGGGCAUGCAGCACAGACAGCAGCAGGCAUGGGACAGUGGGCAGGACUAUUUCAGUGACGAAUAUCAGGAUUUCCCGAACAAGGGCUACAACUAUGACGAGUUUGCCAAUGAGCACAAUAACGGCAACGAAGGGUUCAGUCCCUACCAGCAGCAGGGUUACCACAGCGAAAACGAGCAAUUCCUUCAGCAGCAGCAGCAACAAGUAGAUAAAUUUUCUGAGGCUAACGGUGAGCGACAGUUUGAAGAAGAGGACAUGCCAAGAAGGGAGGAAGACCAAAGGUCAGACGACGAAGCUGCUGACCACCGGCUGAAGCCUGACGAUGCAGACAAUGUGCUCGCACACAUGCCGGCCACGCAGCGCCAGUUGUUUCUGCGCAUCCAGCAGCAGCAGCAGCAACAUCGUGAGAGCGAGGGCGAUGAGGAGCAGGGCAGCGUCGACGGUGAGGUUUCGCAGUCAUCAACGUUGACCACGAUGACCGACGCCCGCGACUCAGGUGCAGUUGAGCCACCCAAGCCAAAAAAGGAGGAUGAGGACUGGUAUUCUAGUGAUGAGGAGGGAGACGGGGCACUUACUGCAGUCCUAAAACAGAUGAGAGAUGAGAAGCCGUCGUCUAUACUGACUGCGGCAUCUAGUUCCUCCCAAGAGACCUCUAGCCUUGCACAGUCAAGCAAAAAGGUGACGCCACCAACAACAUCGGCAAUCGAUGUUGCAUCAAUGCUGUCCGCUCUUCGCAAGAAGGUGACGCAGGUACAGCAGCUGCAAAAGCCAGCAGAUGUGGAUAUGAGGAUGGAUCCGAAGAAGCCGCAGGAUGUAGACCUGCGAGAGCUGACCUACGACCCCGGCAGACGAGAAAGGCGGAACUCCAGCAGUAGCUCUUCCUCGGGGACCAGGCGACCUAGUGGGGAGGGUCGCUUCCACCUGAUGCCUGUCAUGGUGAGAAAGCCGGAUAGGGGAAGUCUCCGGCAGAUGCUCGUGCAGAAGAAAGGUUCCGAUCCCAACCUGGAGAAGGACCCGCGUGUGCAAAAGCUUCUCAAGGAGAAUCCGUCUCUGCCGGAGAUCCUGUUGCCGGACGUUCCCGACAUUAAGAUGAACACGUCGCUCAGCGGCAUGCCGACACUGCCAGACAUUCAACUGCCGACGAUCAACAAACCUAAGCCAGGAGACCCGCGGCUGAAGGUGCAGAAAGCUGAUCCGAGAGCUGCUACGGCGACGACAGCGAGCGCAGACCCAAGAAGUAAGGCCGUCGACCCGAGAGCGGCAAAGUCAGCAGACAUGCGCGGUGUGGGUGCUGCUGCAAACAAGCUGGCUGACCCCCGUCCUACAAAGGUCGAUCCACGCCUGGCGCGCAUACAGAGUCAGCAGCCUGGCAAUAUGUCGCCGUCAGUGAGUGCCGGCGACUCGAGGUGGCCUGCAGCGUCUAUGCUGCCUAAUCUUGGAGCUGGUGGAAUGCCUUUAGGGGUGCCUAUUCUGCCAAAUGUUCCUCCAGCUCCCCCUGCCCUGCCUAGUUUAAUGGGACUAGCACUGACCGGUGGACCACCACUAAGUUUAAGAGUACCCUUGGGCAUGUCUGUAGGUCUGAGGGGAGAAAGUAUAGGUGGUGGUUUUCUAGGACCCCACGGUGGACGCAUAAGGCAGCCAAAUUUAAAUUAUCCGAUGCCGCCGGGUGUCAUGGGCCCUGGACCAUUCGGUCACGUGCAAGGGCCGUUCCCGGACAACCUACGCAUACCCCUAGGUUCACGAGAUCCUCGAGGGUCACGACUGCCCAGGCCUCCCCAGCCACGACCUCUUUUUCAGGGGAUGGCAGCAGGAGUUAAGCUUGAUGGCAGUAUAGAUGAAGAGGCAGGAGAGCAGGAGCCUUCUCCCACUGUUACGAAGCGUAACGACAUUGACGCGCUGCCUCAGACCGACGAAACUAAGGACGGUGAGGGCGCAGCCGUCGGAAAAGUUGCCGACAAGAAGUGCAAGUUCGAAUACAGUUCGCCGCUUGGAGCGUUUGAUUCACAGCCAGCAGCCGAUGGCUAUAACAGCUACAAUCGGCCAAAACGAAAACAAGAGCCCACACAUGUGGAUACGAAUCCCCCACCAUUGACCAGAAAGGCAACUGUGGAAAUGAAGCCAGCUCCGAAGCAGGACAUUGAUGAGCGAAAGAGUGAUGUUGACGAGCGCGUGACAGCAGAAGCUCCGAAAGUGAACCUCGUACUAGACGUUCCAAAACCUGAUAAACCGCUAAGUGACGUGUUUAAGAGCUUUGAUCCCACGGCUUCACCAUUUUGCUAGUCUCCCUGAAUGUGCCACUACCCAGCUUAACACAACCCACACUGGUUGGCAGCAGGUUGUGUUCGAUGUUCAAUGAUUUACUGCCAGUGCGAAGAAGUAGUGAAGUAGUGAAGUCAGUUCCUUGAACAUCAUUGUGCAGACAAUUCUGAGCAUGUGCUAUGAAAGCCCACGACUUUCUGUCCUUUGCUACUUGGCAACUAGAGGAAUAAAGGAAUGAAUGUACAGUGUAUGAAAACAGUUACUUACCAUGGAUAAUAUUAUGGUGAAUAUACUGCUGAUCUUGCAACAAAUUUUAUUAGGAAUAACAUAAUAUUGAAUAGUAGUUAUGGGUGAUGCCAACAGCUAAGCCUGCUUGCCUGUCGUCGUGCCUAGGCUGUUCCGUGGCAGCAUUCUGACAAUUGCCUAAAUUAUGUGUAUCAGUAGACUUGUUUGGCAGGUUUUUUUUAGCUUAGGCAACCUACCAAAUAUAGUCUGUAAUUAUUGACUUGUUGAAAUGUUAUGUACUCGCUGUAAAUUCUCAAACAGCACGAUUUAUGUAUUUAACUGGUUCAAUUAUGACGUACACAGCAGGCAUACAUAUGGGAAAUUGUUGUUCAUAGUGAGCCCUAGUGGGUUGUAUUGAAUGUAUGAUGUAAAUAUUGAAGUAAUAUGAAGUAAAUUGUAAUGUUUUUUUCCAGAAA
Molecule: messenger RNA, 4680 nt
Organism: Priapulus caudatus
Lineage: Eukaryota; Metazoa; Priapulida; Priapulimorpha; Priapulimorphida; Priapulidae
Product: zinc finger CCCH domain-containing protein 4-like
Biological process (GO): negative regulation of DNA-templated transcription
Cellular component (GO): nucleus
Molecular function (GO): metal ion binding; RNA binding
Source: RefSeq, a predicted model, not a curated record